Messenger RNA from Periophthalmus magnuspinnatus, 2510 nucleotides. It is a transcript of the gene smim29, whose product is annotated as small integral membrane protein 29. NCBI's taxonomy places the organism in Eukaryota, Metazoa, Chordata, Actinopteri, Gobiiformes, Gobiidae. The transcript has 5 exons. The coding region runs from base 262 to 570 and encodes 102 amino acids. The record is from RefSeq and is a predicted model, not a curated record.
CGGAAGUGCCUUUGAAGACAGUAGUACGCACUUCCGGAAACAUCACAGCAGAAGAAGACGCAUUUGCACACUGCGCCUUGUUGUUCAGAUUUCUUGCUGAUUACUGUGGAUAGUGAUACCAUGUGGGAGUCACAUGAGCGUGGAUGAGCCUGAGAGGGGGCCGCAAAGGGGAGAGUUCCUGCACUGUGACUGCACUGGGAGGGAGGGGGCAGGCCUACAUGAGAGGGCCCCUCCAGCCCUCCUGUGUCCUCAACAUAAGCAAUGAACAGCACAACCGAGCCUCCUGUCAUCAUCAAUGGGGAUGUGGCAGUUACCUAUGUCCUGGUUCCAUUUUUCCUCAUCACCAUCAUUGGGAUAGCUGCAGCUGUGGCCAUGUAUAUCCGAAAGAAAAGAAGACUUGACAGAUUACGUCAUCAGCUGUUACCUGUGUACUCCUACGACCCAUCAGAGGAACUGAAUGAAGCUGAACAAGAGAUGCUCUGGAGAGAGGAAGACACAAAGAUUGUACAAGGCUGGGCCAAGAAUUACCACCAACAGCGCCCUCUCCUGACCAAAGAUGUUAAGGGUUGAACUAGUUCCAUUGCAAAUCUACUUGAACGCCUCCAAUCGAGUUUACCCUCCAUGUUUAAGUGCACUGAAGCUACUGAAAAAGCUGAAAAAAGAUAUUCACCCUGCUUUUAUGCUAGGGGCCCACUGCUGUAAGAGAAUGUGCCGCCUUUUAGUUUCCGAUGCCAAUCCUUUGUGCCUGAAAAUGUAUUUAUUAGAUUAUUUAUUGAGUUAAUUUUUAUGCUAUUUGGAAGCAUAUCACUGGAAAGCCUGAUUGUCUAUUUGACGUUUGUUUAAUAUGCAAUGGUGUCAAUAGUGAAACUCCAUAAUGUAUAUAGAGUUUGUACAUUUGAAUUGGUUUACAAUAAUGCCAGCAAUUGUAUUCCAUGUAAAUUUUUUGCAGUUGAACUUUUAUUUGACUCUGAUGAGUCAAUUCAAUACAUCCUUUCGUUAGACAUCCCAAUGGUAUGUGAAACCAGAUGGAACUGAAUUAUACCCACCUACAAGACUCAUUUGUUUCUAAAAUAAGUGGUGACUAGUAUCAAAAAUAUGUCCUGUUUAGAAGGCAUGGCACAAGCUCAAAGUUACUUCUCACUAAAGAAUGCCAUUGAACUGUCGGUAGCAAAACUCAGGAACUGCUCUGAAUAGAGGAAAAGUGCAGUGCAUUGAAGUGGUUAUAGAAUAUAAAUUGAAUACAUUAAAUGUUCAAUCUCUUUUCUGGUGGGGAGUCUCCGUAGAAAUAUGUUUUGACUAGAAUGAUCCAAAGCCUAGUAUUAAAUUUAUCUUUAAAUCAUAGGUGUUUUUAUUGCUCAAAGACAGCCUGCAAAAUGCAUCCUUACUGUGAGCAGGGUCACCUCUACAAAUCACCUGCUUAUCUCCAUAGUGAUGGAUAUGUUUCAGUUUAAUCUCUUAUUUUGGAACAAUCAAUGAAAAAUCAUCUUUGAGACAAGCAGGUAGACUUUCAUCACAAAAAAUGUAAUAGUGCAGCUCUUAAAAUUAGGUUUAAAAAAUUUGCAAAUUAUGAGAUACUGAAGUUCUGCUUUGCCUUUAUAUUUGAAAUAAAUUCAGCGGCUACUGAAUCUACACAUUGCAGUAAAAUGUGUUUAAGUAAAAGAACAAUUGCUCUUAAUCACGUUGUCAGAUUGCUUUUUGUACUCGGAAGAUGCUGUUAGGCCUGUCACAAGAAUCUCCAUUAUUCAUUAAAAGUAAUAUUUUGGCUUCUAUAAAGUUUGUGUGCAUCUUCUCUUUGCACUAGAGAAUUUUUGACUUGUGAAUGAAUGAAAUGAAUGUUUUUAUGUAUUGACAGGCUUAGAUCAUUUUACUUCAUUUCAAUUUUCAUUACAUUUUGUUCAACUCAGACUGUAUGGUUCAACUAUUAAAGGUUUCAUUUUUAAACAUGUUACAAGUCUAAUGAAUGACAGUACUGUGUUUGAGUUUUUGAGAAGGACUGCUCAAAAUAUGGAUACAAAGUAAACCAAAAGUGACAAAGAAAAAUUCUCUUUAUUGACCAUUUCUGAUACAAAUUGUUGUAGGGCACCAUAGAAAUAUAGACAUUGUACAUUUAUAUACGUGUACAUUAAAAAAUGAUCCCAUCUAAUGCAUUCUAAAUGGCGUAUAUUUGAUAAUUAAUUGCGAAUUCACUGGAGGAUGUCAAAGUAAGAGAAACUAAUUGAAUAUACAAUCAAUGUGAUAUGGAAGUGCCAACACACAGUGGCUAGCUGAUCAGUGAACGACCAAAUCAAUGAAAAGCACAUUUGUCCAUGAAAAAUCGGAAAACAUUUCAGUGCACCAGAUUUUUAUUUUUAAAAAGGAUAAAAACACACACCUACUAAACUACCACAGUCAGCGAACACAGUUGCCAAGCUGACAGGUCUCCCUGACUUGCUUCACACAUUAAAAAUCACCUGUCUGCAAGCUCUGUUUAUGAAUGAGCCAAAAAAAAAAAAAAAAAAAAAAAAAAACAA